CAAAUUGUCGUCUUUGAUUGUCCACAGCUGUACCCUACCCAUUAGGAAGCCUGACUUGUGCAAGCCUUUCUCGACCGCGACGGUCACCACCAUUCUUUGACGGCUUUCAGUGUCUCUCUUCGUCACAUACAUAAUCGAUUAGUUCGAGGCCCUCAAACUAACACUGGUACUCAACCAAUGACUUGUACACCGUGAAUGAGAGAAUAGAUGGGAAACACUCAAUCCGGGUCGACCUUGACACGCACUACUGGUGCCUUAGAUUCAUUCGUUGCGGAACUUGGAGGCGAAAUCUUGUAUGAGAAAAGUCUGGGUUCCGCGCGAUUCUUAAAGACUGUGAAAUGUCGGCACAGCAAUGGAUACCUGGUGGUCAAGAUAUUCAUCAAGCCAGAUCCUGGGCUGACUUUGCGCAAUUAUCACCGUCGUUUGAAGAUCGACCGCGAGGCAUUGACGGAUAUCGCCAAUGUAUAUAACUAUCAGUCGUUUAUUGAAACGGACAAAGCAGGUUACAUCAUUCGGCAGUGGAUUGCUAGUAACCUAUAUGAUCGUAUUAGUACCCGUCCUUUUCUGAGUCUGAUUGAGAAGAAAUGGAUAGCUUUCCAACUACUGACGGCGCUUCGCGAUGCUCGCAAUCGCAAGGUGUCUCAUGGUGAUAUCAAAUCUGAGAACAUCCUAGUCACGUCGUGGAACUGGAUAUAUCUUUCGGAUUUUGCGUCCUACAAACCAACAUAUCUUCCUCUCGACGAUCCGUCGGACUUUUCUUUCUUCUUUGACACUUCUGGGCGACGUACGUGCUACAUAGCACCGGAACGGUUCUACACGGCGGCGACGAACCCCGAAAUCAGCGCGAAGAAGUCGAAGAUUGCAAUGGAGGACAAUGAAGGCAAAAGAGACGGGAAGUUGACGGAGGCCAUGGACUGCUUUAGCGCCGGAUGUGUGAUUGCAGAGCUCUUUCUUGAGGGAGCACCACUUUUCACGCUCAGUCAAUUGUUCAAGUACCGGGAAGGGGAAUUCAAUGUUGACAGCUACUUGGCGAAUAUUGAAGACGAUGGCAUUCGGAACUUGAUCAAACAAAUGAUACAUCUGGAUCUCGCUGCGCGUCCGACAUUCGAUACGUUGCUUCACACUUCUCGAGGAUCGGUCUUCCCAGAAUCAUUUUUCAGUUUCCUACACAAUUAUGUGUCUUCUAUCAAUGAGCUCCCCAGCAUAUCUCCUUUCACCUCCGGUCUCUACGCAGGGCUAUCCUCCUCUACGCUAACCUCUGCCCCCUUACAGUCCGCUCGAGCGCCUUCCUCGACACUCGAAGGCCCACCCGGAGAUCCUUCUAAUGAGCCUCUUCCUAGUGAUUCAGACCACCGCAUGCAGCGGAUGUGGAAUGAUUAUGAAAGUGUAGAACCAUACUUGGUUCCUGAUAAUACCGAGGAUACAGUCAUGGAUGUCAAGAUUGAUUACAACUUACCAAUAAGCACAUCCAAACCAUUUCAGGAUAUUCUCCCCGUCGAGCUACAAAUUCCCAACCGCGAAUCCAAACUACGGAUAGCGGUAGAAGCGGGUUCGCGAGCUCCAGCAGAAGAUGGGCCUGCGCUGAUCAUCCUUGCACUCGUGACAUCUAACAUACGGAAUUGCGUACUUCCAAGCUCGAAAAUAAAGGCUCUCGAUGUCUUUUUGGCACUGUCGCCUCACUUGACGGACGAAGCGAAGCUAGAUCGAAUGAUUCCUUACAUCGUAGAUCUUUUCCAUGAUGAAGCCGCGAUUGUCCGGAUGGCUGCUUUACGUACGGCUAUUCAAGUGCUGAUGGUCGUUACCGUCAUCACUCCCUCCAACGCUGCCAUCUUCCCAGAAUAUAUUAUUCCCAAUGUCAAAUACCUGGUUCAAGACCCUGAGGUGUCGGUGAGAUGCUUAUAUGCGCAGUGUAUUGCCCAACUAGCCAAUACAGCUAUGCGAUAUCUGGAAAUGGGACAUGCUUUGAAGGCUCAUGGUACGUUCAAGCUGUCCAGCGAGGCGCAAGAGUAUGAGAAUGCGCAUUUUGAGGUCUCAUACGAUGCAAGUGUCCAGGAAUUGCAGCUGGGAAUUCAGGAACAUUUGUCUGCACUCUUAAUGGACCCCUCUAGUGUCGUUAAGCGUGCCGUACUGCACGAUAUCUCCUUUCUGUGUAUCUUCCUUGGACGGCAAAGGACGAAUGAUGUAUUGCUUAGCCAUAUGAUAACGUAUCUAAACGAUCGUGAUUGGCUGCUACGAUACGCCUUCUUCGAGAGUAUCGUGGAUGUUGCCGCAUGCGCGGGAGGCCGAAGCUUGGACGAAUAUAUCCUUCCUCUGAUGGUUCAGGCUCUUUCAGAUGUGGAGGAAACGGUGGUAACGAAGGUUCUUGCCGCCCUUACUAGUCUGUGCACGCUGGGGCUAUUCCAGAAGAUGCGUGUUUGGGAAUUGAUGAGCGCAACACUUGGUUUCCUUUACCACCCUAAUGUGUGGAUCCGUCAAGGAGCUGCUGCUUUUAUUGCUUCAGCGGCAAAGGUGCUUCCGUCAAGUGACGUCUGGUGUAUUGUGUACCCUUCCCUUCGGCACUUCCUCAAAUCCGAUAUUGCCACAAUUGACGAGCAGAGCCUCUUAGCCGCUAUGAAACCUCCGAUACCUCGACAAAUAUUUGAUGCCGCUGUACAAUGGGCCAUGCGCGCAGAGAAGAGCAGUUUUUGGCGAGGUGCCCGGCGCAGUAAGGUUGAAACACCAAGAGAAAGCGUGAUGUCUCUUCGAAAGACUGCGACGCCUAAAACCAAAUCAGACGAUGACGAAGUUCAAUUAUCCAAGCUGCAUCAGCUAGGUAUGACGCCAAGCGACGAGACUAAGCUCCUUGCUAUGCGCGACUACAUAACCAAGCUGGCGAACGCCAUCUCAAGCUUUGCAUCUCGUCUGAGUUCGGAACCCGAGACCGAUAAGAAUCUCAAGACCAUUGCUGACCUUGAGCUUCGAAAAUUGGACGUCCAACCUCAGACGGUCUUUCUCAAGUCGCGCGGUACUGACGCUUCACCCGGACCAUUGCGAUCCAUUUCAUCGAAGAAGUCGACACCUGUGACGAGUCCAAUGCCAAAUCUGCAUCGGGUACCUAGCGGUGAUUUCAAUAUCAGCCAGGGCGCGCCGUUCGAAGACCUUCGUCGCAGGCUUGCGACAAUUAAUGGCUCUGCUUCUUCUCUCAGUGUUGCUCAAUCUCCUCGAGAACCUCGCAAUACUCUGUCGCCUGUGAUAAUACCUUCCAGCUCUUCCUCUUCCGUUUCAGGACCUCUAUCUCCUACAAUUGCAGAACGAUCUGUCAGUCCCUCUGAGUCUGUACUAUCUGCCGCAAAUUCCACAACCAUCCGACCGUCGAGUCGCUUACAUAUUGGUAGCAUGGAUGGCCAAAAGGCUGCUCCAGCUGUAGGAUCUUUCAAGACGAAUGUGGCCGGCGUGCUAGAUACCCAUGCGAAAAUGCGAUCUGAGGGUUCUCCUGAGCCAUCAGGAAGAUCUACGCCUCUAUCCAUGACCGCAACUAUACGCAAUCCCAGUCGGUCGCAUGCCCCCUCCGUUUUGCCUAUCUCUUCCUAUGACGGCCAAGAGCCUGGCAUCAACCAACUCCUGGAGAAUCUCUAUCUGGAUAACAAUCGAGAACUGGAGAAUGAUUUUGGGCCACGCGUGCAUGAGGGUCCAGUCCGACGACGAAAUCCCAUUAGACAGAGUUUCACGUCUCGGGAUGGCACGCGAAGGAUGGAAUCAACCUUGAUUGCCCAUCUAACAUCACACUCCGAAGCCGUCACUGGUUUGGCGGUGUCUCCUGAUCAUCUGUUCUUCGUAUCUUCUUCGGAUGAUAAGACACUCAAGGUUUGGGAUACCGCGAGAUUGGAACGCAAUGUUACAAGUAAACCCCGACAUACGUACGGUCAGCACCACGCCAGAGUGAAAUGUGUCUGUAUGCUGGAAGGGAUUCACUGCUUUGCCAGUGCGGCUGAUGAUGGCAGCCUACAUGUCGUUCGGGUUCAUAUAUCUCAGAGUGGAGCGCUGCCGAAGUACAGUAAGCUUCAGGUGAUCCGUGAACAUAGGCUCGGCAAUGUGGGCGAAUACAUCACCUGUAUGGCUCAUUAUAACACAGACUUAGCUUCCAAUCUUGUCUAUGCGACGACACAUUCUGUCAUUACAAUUUUGGACUUGCGGACGAUGUGCGAACUACAGAUAAUGCAGAACCCUCGUCACUAUGGGCCUAUAACAUGCAUGUGUAUUGAUCGGAAGCGGACCUGGAUAAUAGUGGGCACUUCCACCGGCGUCCUGACCUUAUGGGAUAGACGAUUCGGGUUGCUAUUGAAGAGCUGGCAUGUUGGCGUGGCAUCUACAGGCAGAUCAAUCCGGAUACACCAAUGUGUCGUCCAUCCGUCAAAGGGCAAGGGGAAAUAUGUCAUGGUGGCAGUCGAGGCAUCCAAGUGGGGGUCCGACAAGAGUUCUACCAACCUGGUAGAAGUGUGGGAUAUAGAAAGGUCCGUUCUGGUGGAGACAUUUGUAACGUGCACGUCUUCGUCGGCAUCAGAACCGCUCGCAGAUCCUCACGAGCUUGCUGGGGUAGACGCUGAUACGACCUCUUCUGCGGCUAUUGCGGCACUAGUCAGGAAUGGGAGUGACGAUAGACGUAACUCUGCUCAACUAUCUACAUCCCCCGCUCCCGAUGUUCGCGCUAUGGUCGUAGGAUUUGAGUUCGGUGGUACUCACCGAACAGAGAUGUACGACAUUGCGACGGAUGUCCAUUCUACACGAUCUGCCGGACGCGGGUUUGUAAUUUCUGGGUCGGAAGACCGCAAGAUACGAUUAUGGGAUUUGGGACGACCUGAGAGGUCCACUGUUCUUAGCGGUCUGGAAUCAGAACAUGAUAGACCUUCGUAUAGUGCCAUGAGCAGUGGAACUGCUUCUACUUACAUCGAGACGUGGCCACCGUCUGCUGCAUCGAGUGGGCAGGGAAACCGCGCACCUCAGCGGAUGGCUUUGAUCACUUAUAAUCAGCAGAAUCUUCUGAAGUCUCAUCAAGAUGUUGUUACCGCAUUGGCACGCAUAGAUUCGCCAUUCCGCGGUGGCAUUGUGAGUGGAGAUCGUGCAGGUAUCAUCAAGGUCUGGAGAGUUGAGCCAGGAGAACCGUAGCGUUAUACGCUGUGUCAGUAGAUUUUUGGCACUUUCGGUAGAUGCAUCUGUUCGCUUUAUAUGUAUGUUGUAUAUAUCCUUGUAUUCAUUGCGCAACUCCUUAGAUGGAGACGAUUCAGG
Messenger RNA from Desarmillaria tabescens, 5262 nucleotides. RefSeq lists its product as uncharacterized. Gene Ontology annotation, molecular function: protein serine/threonine kinase activity; protein binding; ATP binding. The transcript has 17 exons. The coding region runs from base 208 to 5142 and encodes 1644 amino acids. Gene Ontology annotation, cellular component: nucleus-vacuole junction; phosphatidylinositol 3-kinase complex, class III, type II; late endosome. The record is from RefSeq and is a predicted model, not a curated record. Gene Ontology annotation, biological process: late endosome to vacuole transport; macroautophagy; protein targeting to vacuole. NCBI's taxonomy places the organism in Eukaryota, Fungi, Basidiomycota, Agaricomycetes, Agaricales, Physalacriaceae.